AUGCACAUGCUCCAGAACCCGCCGCCGACGGAGCUCGUCCUCACUCCGCUGCGCGACGGCCUUGGCGUCAUCGACCCUCUGUUGAAGAAGAAGCUACUCGGCCCGGGAAGAGGACAGCUCCACCUGCGCCGCACUGAGGGCGGCUGCGGGGGAGUCCGCACGCCACGUCGCUUCGGUCAGUUUGGCCCUGAGGGCUGCGGUCCUGCCCUCGGCCUCGACCUUGAUCAGCCCCAACCUCAUCCCAUAUUCGCGCUCGAAGGCCGAGCGAGCUUCCACCACGUGGCGAUCGACUUCUUCCUGGGCUCAGGCUUCGCGCGCAGCAACCACGCGACACGCCUACACCGAAGCACAUGGCCGUCCAGUGACCCCCGGCCCACGCCGCAGGCUGCGGACUCCCGCGACCACCUCCUGAGAUUUCCACGCGACGGCCGCGUUCCCGCCCGUGCCGUGCCCACGCCGCCUCGCCACCGACAUCCUCUUCCCCGCGGCCGCUGCUCCCGGCGUUACCCAGCUGUCAACCCCCCACCGAGGCACCGACGAGAAAGGAAAAUCCCCUCGCCGUCUCACUGCCCCACGGGCCCCGCUUUCCUGGCCCAACCUGUCAGUCCCUCCCGUCGCCAAAGCCAAACACACACCAGGAUCAUUAGAUUCGAAACAGAUCUCAAGAUCACCUCCCCCCGUUUGCCAUCUUUAGUUAGUUUCAGCCCCACCUCGCCUCCCUCCAUUAAAGCCCGCGCCCUCCUCCUCCGCUCCAUUCCCCUCGCCACCGCCCAGAUCCAGACCAUGACGGUGCCGCCGUCGCCGGAGCCGUUCCGCGUCUUCGUCGGGUACGACCCGAAGGAGCACGAGGCGUACGAGGUGUGCCGCCGCAGCCUGAUCCGCCACGCCACCGUGCCGCUCGACGUGCGCCCCAUCCGGCAGCCGGACCUGCGCGCGUCGGGCCUCUACUGGCGCACGCGGGGCCACAUGGAGAGCACCGAGUUCUCCUUCACCCGCUUCCUCACCCCCUUCCUCGCCGGCUACCGCGGCUGGGCGCUCUUCAUCGACUGCGACUUCCUCUACCUCGCCGACGUCGCCGAGCUCAUCGCCUCCGCCGUGCCCUCGGACGCCGCCGCCGCCAAGCGCCUCGCCGUCGUCUGCGUCAAGCACGAGUACGCGCCCCUCGAGACCACCAAGAUGGACGGCGCCAUGCAGACCGUGUACCCGCGCAAGAACUGGUCCUCCAUGGUGCUCUACAACUGCGCCCACCCCAAGAACGUCGCCACGCUCACCCCGGACGCCGUCAGCACCAAGACCGGCGCCUUCCUCCACCGAUUCUCCUGGCUCGAAGACGACGAGAUCGGGGAGGUGCCCUUCGUCUGGAACUUCCUCGUCGGCCACAACAAGGUCGACCCUGACGACCCGACCACGAAGCCCAAGGCCCUGCACUACACCUGCGGGGGACCCUGGUUCGACAGGUACAGGGACUGCGAGUUCGCCGACCUCUGGAUCAAGGAGGCCGAGGAGCUCAGGGCGGAGAAGGAGAAGCGCAAGGCCGAGAAGGAGAGGCUCGAGCUCGAGGACGACGAGGACGACGAGGGGAAUUGAUGGAUGAUGGGGCCGGCCAACAAGUUUUACUGCAUUGCAUUGCAUUGGUCCUUUUGCGCCGUGGGAAUUCUUUCGAUUCAAUCUGUUUGUUAUGCUGGUUUCUUGGUAUAGGUGGUAGGGGAGGCCAUGAGUAGAUAGCUCGAGUAUAUUGGUUUAGUAUGCUCUUGUGUAGUAGCUGCAAUCGAUCUAUGAAUGAACCAGUCCUCAUUGCCAAGAGAUUUUAUCCUUUGGCCUUGCGCCUAUCAGUUCUGCUUCUCUUGUUCUGAUCACACAAUGCUUACUGAAUUAAUAAUCCUUGGCUGGCUGA
Triticum aestivum (bread wheat) is the source of this 1894-nucleotide messenger RNA. RefSeq lists its product as uncharacterized. Bases 1 to 1587 code for a protein of 528 amino acids. The record is from RefSeq and is a predicted model, not a curated record. Lineage: Eukaryota; Viridiplantae; Streptophyta; Magnoliopsida; Poales; Poaceae. The transcript is spliced from 2 exons.